This is a messenger RNA of Microthlaspi erraticum, 264 nucleotides long. The record is from the annotation of a GenBank genome assembly. Lineage: Eukaryota; Viridiplantae; Streptophyta; Magnoliopsida; Brassicales; Brassicaceae.
AUGAGUGCAAACGAUAACAAUCUGGGUGCCAGGUUCUGGGAAGUGAUAUGCGCUGAGAACGGCCUCGAUCUGACCACUGGAAAACAGCUAGAACCACCGUGUAUAACUAGAAACGACGACCACCACCAUGGUAUAGCACACCAGCAAGAUCCAAACCACCCACUAGCCGCCACGGAUGGAACCACGACGGGGAAGAUGAGCACCAACCACCAGAAAAGCGAUGAGAUUGAAGAGAAAACUAACAUCAGAAAGGAAGAAAAUUAG